This is a messenger RNA of Cydia fagiglandana, 1319 nucleotides long. It is a transcript of the gene Mtap, whose product is annotated as S-methyl-5'-thioadenosine phosphorylase. The record is from RefSeq and is a predicted model, not a curated record. Gene Ontology annotation, biological process: nucleoside metabolic process. NCBI's taxonomy places the organism in Eukaryota, Metazoa, Arthropoda, Insecta, Lepidoptera, Tortricidae. Gene Ontology annotation, cellular component: cytosol. The transcript is spliced from 8 exons. The coding region runs from base 134 to 973 and encodes 279 amino acids. Gene Ontology annotation, molecular function: S-methyl-5-thioadenosine phosphorylase activity.
UAACUUGUAAGCUCUUAAUUUAUAUUGGUUAUAAAUAGAUAGAAGUUUACAUUUGUAAUUUUAGUUGAUUUAACAAUUAUUGAAAAUAAUAUCUCUCAUCUAGUGAAUAGUUAACUCAGCAAGACGAGGAACAAUGGGUGAUUCAAAGAAAAUCAAGAUCGGAAUAAUCGGCGGCUCGGGCUUCGACGACCCAACGCUAUUUGAAGAGCAGACAGAGCACUAUGAGAACACGCCAUUCGGACCGCCUUCAGACGCGCUCAUCGAGGGCAAAGUCAAGGGCGUACCCUGCGUGCUUCUAGCGCGACAUGGGAGGAAACAUCAGUUUCAGCCCAGCGACGUAAACUACCGCGCCAACAUCUGGGCGCUCAAGCAACGCGGCUGCACCCACAUACUCGCCACCACCGCCACCGGCUCGUUGCAGGAAGAGUAUCGUCCGGGAGACCUUGUUGUGCUUGACGAUUACAUCGACAGAACAUGGGGCCGCAAAUGCACAUUUUACGACCGCACAGACUGUGGCCCCCGAGGAGUGUGCCACCUGCCGCAGCGGCCCGCAUUCUGUCCGCGCGCGCGAGCGGCCCUCACCGAGGCGGCGCGGGCGCGCGGGUACAGCUGCCACGAGACCGGCACCGCUGUUGUUAUACAGGGGCCCAGGUUUUCGAGCCGCGCCGAAAGUCUGAUGCACCGACAGUGGGGGGGACAUCUCGUCAACAUGACCACGGUGCCAGAGGUGGUGUUGGCUAAGGAAGCGGGGCUUAGCUACGCAGCCGUGGCGCUCGUCACAGACUACGACUGCUGGAGGGACAAUGAAACCGCGGUGUCGGUGAGCGAGGUGCUGGCUACGUUCGCCCGCAACGUGCAGAAAGCGGCCGACGUAGUUCUGGACGCCGUGCAGAUUCUCGCCGCCGACACGGACCAUAGCUAUUUGGACGGUCACCAGGAGUUGGUUUCAUCGUCCAUCAUGCUGAAGGAAUAAACCACCGUCUAAUAAGCACAGUUUUUGUAUAUUUUUAUCACAUAUUUUAAAAUAAAACACUCGUAAUCUUAAAAUUAUUUAUUAUUUUAAAACCAGACAUACAAAACGAUCGUCUUAAAUUAAUUACAUUUAUUACUGUAACUUACCGGUCGUCUAGACAAUUACGUAUUUUUAAAUCUUGUGCAUUAUUAUGUAUCAUUAAUUUAUAAUUAAAAACGUUAAAAAGAUACUUAUGUUACGACAAGCCCACUCCUCAGGUGCUUACCUAUUGUAAAUUUCUUACUAGUCUUUAUCUAAAAUAUCUAAAUCAUCCGAAGCCUCCGAUCCUGAAAUGAAAAUAUUAAAU